AUGUACGGGCGCUGGCUUUUGAGCGAUGAUCUGUUUUGGCUCGAACGUAUCAAUAAGGACCGUCACACCAAAUCCUGCUCUCCGAUAUCGGAAACAGUUCUCGAAUGGGUCAUGGAUCGAUUUGAGAAGGAAGCCAGGUUCCGUCUGGUCGCUGCAAACGGAACUGUCCCGUCGGAUGAAGCCUCUGCUGCUGCUGGUUUGGGCCAAUCUGGCAUCGAUGAAGAUGCUGUCUGUGCCGUGUGUCAAGACGGGACGUGUGAAAAUACAAAUGUGAUUCUAUUCUGUGACGUUUGUAAUCUGGCUGUUCAUCAGGUAAAUUUCUUUGGCGAUUGUGUUGUUGAAGUAUGUCAAGUUUACUUUAUUCAAUUUGUAUUUGUACAGACUUUUGCCUGA
Messenger RNA from Echinostoma caproni, 393 nucleotides. The record is from the annotation of a GenBank genome assembly. NCBI's taxonomy places the organism in Eukaryota, Metazoa, Platyhelminthes, Trematoda, Plagiorchiida, Echinostomatidae.